Molecule: messenger RNA, 645 nt
Organism: [Torrubiella] hemipterigena
Lineage: Eukaryota; Fungi; Ascomycota; Sordariomycetes; Hypocreales; Clavicipitaceae
Source: the annotation of a GenBank genome assembly
AUGCAGAACAAGAUUCUUCUCACAGCCAUUUUGGCUUUUGUUUCUAGCGUCGCCAUCGCUGCACCUAUUAACGGCGCCGACGAAGACCUCCUAGCUGGUCACAACUCCAACUACAAGCGUGGUGAAGCUGAAGACCUCCUAGCUGGUCACAACUCCAACUAUAAGCGCGCCGAAGAUGAAGAUCUCCUAGCUGGUCACAACAAGAACUACAAGCGUGCCGAGGAUGAGGAUCUCCUAGCUGGUCACAACAAGAACUACAAGCGUGCCGAGGAUGAAGAUCUCCUUGCUGGACACAACUCCAACUACAAGCGUGCCGAGGAUGAAGAUCUCCUAGCUGGUCACAACAAGAACUACAAGCGUGCCGAGGAUGAGGACCUCCUUGCUGGUCACAACAAGAACUACAAGCGUGCCGAGGAUGAAGAUCUCCUUGCUGGACACAACUCCAACUACAAGCGUGCCGAGGAUGAGGACCUCCUUGCUGGACACAACUCUAACUACAAGCGUGCCGAGGAUGAGGACCUCCUUGCUGGACACAACUCCAACUACAAGCGCGCUGAAGAUGAGGACCUCCUAGCUGGUCACAACAAGAACUACAAGCGUGCCGAGGAAGAAGAUCUCCUUGCUGGACAUAACUCUAACUAUUAG